AUUAUUUAAAACAUACUCUUUAUUAAUAAUCUAAUGAAGUUUAAAUAUACCACCUUUUUGUCUCAUUUUGCGGCUCAUCAUAAGUUAAACAACUACAGCAGGAACACCAUAACAAACUAUACUUCACUUCUUAACUAGUUCUCCCUCCUGCCUUUCAUUUCCUUCCUCACUUCCAUCAUCUUCCAAAUAUAUCCUUUCCUCUCUCUCUUCAUCUCUAUCUAAAUGAAGGGUAAAAGGGGAAAAGGAAUGCUAUGCCGAUCAGAUUCAGCAACGGCGGUGUGCAUUUCCGGUGAUCGGUCAGUGGUGGUGCCAAGAAGAUCAGAUCAUAGAGCUUUGGUUAAUGAUCACUCAAAGUUAAGUGACAUGAAGUAUUCAAGGUUAGUAGCAGACUCUCAAAGCUUCAACAGUCCAAGUUGCCAAAACAAUGGAGUCCUCACCUUGCCUGUUCACUCCAAGAAGAACAAGCAUCUCCCUCUCAACCCUAACCCUAACCCUAACCCUAACCCUAACAAUAUCACCACCUUUCAGGUUGUGGUCAUGAGAGUCUCAUUGCAUUGUCAAGGGUGUGCAGGGAAAGUGAAGAAACACAUUUCCAAAAUGGAAGGGGUGACAUCUUUCAGUAUUGAUUUAGAGGCAAAGAGAGUGACAGUGAUGGGCCAUGUAUCUCCUGAUUGUGUUCUUGAAAGCAUCUCAAAGGUGAAGAAGGCUGAGUUCUGGUCUUGUUAAUUAGACUGCAGCUUUAAUGUAUUUAAUUAAUUAUAUAUAUAUAUACUUUCUUUAA
This is a messenger RNA of Dioscorea cayenensis subsp. rotundata (Guinea yam), 781 nucleotides long. Its product is annotated as protein SODIUM POTASSIUM ROOT DEFECTIVE 1-like. Gene Ontology annotation, molecular function: metal ion binding. Lineage: Eukaryota; Viridiplantae; Streptophyta; Magnoliopsida; Dioscoreales; Dioscoreaceae. The record is from RefSeq and is a predicted model, not a curated record.